Peromyscus californicus insignis is the source of this 2480-nucleotide messenger RNA. It is a transcript of the gene Tigd5, whose product is annotated as tigger transposable element derived 5. The transcript has a single exon. Gene Ontology annotation, molecular function: DNA binding. Bases 117 to 2039 code for a protein of 640 amino acids. The record is from RefSeq and is a predicted model, not a curated record. Lineage: Eukaryota; Metazoa; Chordata; Mammalia; Rodentia; Cricetidae. Gene Ontology annotation, cellular component: nucleus.
AGGGCUGGCGAGACAAAAGGGAGGGACCCGGGCAGCCCCGCCCCCGAGCCCCGCCCCGAGCAGCCCGCGCGGGGUGUCAGGCUCGCUAGCCCGGUGGUCCCCCACCCCCCGACGCCAUGUACCCCACGAGCUCACCGGCCGGCCCGGCCCUGCACCCGGUCCCUCAUCGCGCUCGUCUUCCCCCGCCCCGGCGCCUUGCCGAGCCGCAGCGAUCGCCCGCUGCCGGCCAGGGUCCCACGGCGCGCCCGCCGCCCACCGCGCCCGGGCCGCGGCCCCGCGUGGCCGUAAAAAUGACUUUCCGCAAGGCCUACUCCAUCAAAGACAAGCUGCAGGCCAUCGAGCGCGUCAAGGGCGGUGAGCGGCAGGCCAGCGUGUGCCGCGACUUCGGCGUACCGGGCGGCACGCUGCGCGGCUGGCUCAAGGACGAGCCCAAGCUGCGCUGGUUUCUGGACCAGCUUGGUGGAGAGGUGGGCACGCAGCGCAAGAAGAUGCGUCUGGCCAACGAGGAGGAGAUCGACCGCGCCGUCUACUCGUGGUUCCUCACCUUGCGCCAGCACGGCGUGCCGCUGUCCGGUCCGGUCAUCCAAGCUCAGGCUGAGGCCUUUGCUCGCCAGAUCUAUGGCCCCGAGUGUACCUUCAAGGCUAGCCAUGGCUGGUUCUGGCGCUGGCAGAAGCGCCAUGGCAUCUCCAGCCAGCGCAUCUAUGGCGAGGCUGAACCCCCGGCCGCAGGCCCUGCGCCUGUCAAGGAGGAGCCUGCACAGCCACCCGGCGCAGUUCUACCUGACCGUGCGCUGGCCACUCUACCCCACUCCGAGGGCGGCUAUGGUGACGAGCAGAUCUACAAUGCCAACGUUACUGGUCUCUACUGGAGGUUACUUCCGGAGCAGGCCGCAACUCCGGGCACUGGGAACUCCAGCGGGCCUGGUGGGUGCAGCCGGCGCUGGCCCGGCGACCGAGUGACAGUACUGUUGGCCGCCAACCUGACGGGCAGCCACAAGUUAAAGCCACUAGUCAUCGGGCAGCUACCAGACCCACCUAGCUUGCGUCACCACAACCAGGACAAGUUCCCAGCUUCCUACCGCUACAGUCCGGAUGCCUGGCUCAGUCGUCCUCUUCUUCGGGGCUGGUUCUUUGAGGAAUUUGUCCCUGGCGUCAAGCGUUACCUGCGCCGAAGCUGCCUGCAACAGAAAGCUGUGUUGCUGGUGGCCCAUCCGCCCUGUCCAAGCUGGGCCACUAGGAUGCCGGCCCUGGAAGAGAGUGGGGAGACUCCCAGGCAGUGCCAGCCUGAGCUCCUUGGGUCCCCGGAGGAGUUGCAGACACCUGAUGGUGCCGUUCGAGUGCUCUUCUUGUCCAAGGGCAGCAGCCGGGCACACAUCCCUGCACCGCUGGAACAUGGUGUGGUGGCUGCCUUCAAACAUUUGUACAAACGAGAGCUGCUGAGGCUUGCUGUGUCUUGUGCCAGUGGCUCCCCACUGGACUUCAUGAGAAGCUUCAUGCUCAAGGACAUGCUAUACCUGGCUGGCCUCUCUUGGGACCUGGUCCAGGCAGGCAGCAUAGAGCGCUGCUGGCUGCUGGGUCUUCGGGCAGCCUUUGAGCCUGGGCAGCAGCCAUCCCACCAGGUCGAGGAGGCCGCUGAACACAGCAGGGUGCUCAGUGACCUCACACAUCUGGCAGCUCUGGCUUACCAGCGCCUGGCACCUGAAGAGGUGGCCCAGUGGCUGCACCUGGACGAUGAUGGAGGUCUCCCUGAGGGCUGCGGAGAGGAGGUGGUCCCCGCGGCCCCUCCAUCCCCAGCCAGCCUGCCGUCUAGCAUGGGGGCUGGAGAGGAGGAGGACGAGGCCACUGAGCAAGGAGGAAUGUUGGUACCUACGGCUGGGGAAGCUGUUUGGGGUCUAGAGACAGCCCUGAGGUGGCUGGAGAGCCAGGAUCCUAGAGAAGUGGGGCCCCUGAGGCUAGUGCAGCUACGUUCCCUCAUUACCAUGGCACGGAGGCUUGGAGGCCUUGCGCCCUCACCAGCAGCUUCUCAUGAUGGCGUGUGACUACUGUGGCCCACUGGUCUUUUUUCCUGCUGCACUGGGAGAGAGGGGGCAUACACAGUCUGCCAUCUUCCGCCUUUUCUCCCUGGUAUAUAGUCCACUGUAGAGGUCCAGGGGUGCCAGCCCAACACAGCUUGGAGGAGUUCUGUUGGUAAAGGAUGCCCUGCCCCGUGAUCCACGGCGUCUUGGGGAAAUAGCUUAAAGAAGCAAAUGCUCUUUGCCGGGUAGGCACAUGUGGGCCCAUAAGCACAAGCACCUACUGGGGAACAGUUGACUGGACCUCCAUUCUGGCCCCUAUGGGGCUCACCCCUACCCCCAUGUGCACUGGAUGAGGCUGCUGCUUCUGUUUCAUCUGCCUCCCUGGUGCUACCUGUUCUCAUCUCAGUGGGAAAGCACUUGGUUUUGUUUUAAAAACAAAAACACAUUAAACCUGUUUUAAAAGAU